This is a messenger RNA of Humulus lupulus (European hop), 898 nucleotides long. RefSeq names its product putative H/ACA ribonucleoprotein complex subunit 1-like protein 1. NCBI's taxonomy places the organism in Eukaryota, Viridiplantae, Streptophyta, Magnoliopsida, Rosales, Cannabaceae. Gene Ontology annotation, cellular component: box H/ACA snoRNP complex. Gene Ontology annotation, biological process: ribosome biogenesis; snoRNA guided rRNA pseudouridine synthesis. The record is from RefSeq and is a predicted model, not a curated record. The transcript has 4 exons. Gene Ontology annotation, molecular function: box H/ACA snoRNA binding. The coding region runs from base 118 to 714 and encodes 198 amino acids.
ACAUCUUAAACCCUACAUUACAUUACCACUCUACUCUUCCCACCCAGCCAGCCAGCCUUCCCACAAAACCUAUUUCGGCCAUCUCCAUACUCAGCACAUUCCUUAACCCAGACAACUAUGAGAGCUCCUAGAGGUGGCGGCGGUGGAUUCAGGGGCAGCCGUGGCGGAGGCGGUGGAUUCAGAGGGAGUAGCCGCGGGGGCGGGGGUCGAUUUGGCGGCGGUGGCGGAGGCUUCGGUGGUCGUGGUGGUUAUCGCGACGAAGGGCCUCCUGAAGAAGUCGUUGAGGUUGCCACUUUCCUUCAUGCUUGUGAGGGUGAUGCAGUAACAAAGCUCACACAUGAAAAGAUACCUUACUUUAAUGCUCCAAUCUAUCUUCAGAACAAGACCCAGAUAGGGAAAGUUGAUGAAAUCUUUGGCCCCAUCAAUGAGUCUUAUUUUUCUGUUAAAAUGAUGGAAGGCAUUGUUGCAACUUCAUAUGCAUCGGGUGACAAGUUCUACAUUGACCCAGCAAAGCUUUUGCCACUUGCAAGAUUUCUUCCACAGCCAAAGGGCCAGGGAUUUUCUGGAGGCCGUGGUGGAGGAGGACGUGGCAGAGGCAGAGGAGGCUUUGGUGAUCGUGGGCGUGGAGGCUUUCGUGGAAGGGGUGCUCCACGAGGAAGAGGUGGUCCGCCCAGAGGUCGUGGUGGCUUUAGGGGGGGCAGAGGGAGAUUUUAGAACAUUUUGUAAUUUCUCUAGUGCUCUUCUCCUUUUGUGUUGUCAGUUAAGGAUAUGCAUAGGGCUUUACUACAAUAGAGUGGUUUUUAUGUUUUUUUUCCUCAGUGGAGUGAUUAGUUCUCACUGCAUUGUAAUUUUAUCCUUACUGCAACCUGGACUUCAAUAGUUUUUUAUUCGCAUUUCA